Molecule: messenger RNA, 627 nt
Organism: Ilex paraguariensis (yerba mate)
Lineage: Eukaryota; Viridiplantae; Streptophyta; Magnoliopsida; Aquifoliales; Aquifoliaceae
Source: the annotation of a GenBank genome assembly
AUGGAAUGUGACCAUGAAAUCACAAGUCAAGACAAUGGUAGAGAGAAGACGAGAUUUAAGAUUGCUCGGCGAAGGAUGAACAAAAGGAGAAUGAUAAUGUGCAUAAGCAAGAAUGAUCUUCUUCCUCGCUAUGCAAGCAGUGGAAGCAAGCAAAAAUUCACAUCAUCAUCUCCUCCAAGCCACGUGGUCUUCAAGUAUCUGGUGCCAUUACUAGCUGCCCUGGUCACCAUGCAGUAUCAAUCCAAAGGUGAGGAUCCAUUCGAAGCUCGGCCUAUCAAUAUGUGGUGCUUCUGUAUAGCCACUUCCAUCUACUGCCUCGCUAUGGGAAUAAGAAAUCAAAUUCAAACACCAAAAUACUUGCAAAUAUUCUUAAGCCAUGUUAUUCUCGUAGCUGGAGUUCUUUCUUCGGUCUCACUAGGAUCGGUUAUCCUCUCACCACGCUUCCCUGGGCAACUCAUUACUUUUGCUGUAUUGACAUUUUUACCAAUAAUAUUGGCUCGAAAUAUACUCAAGUGUGGAUAUUUUUGGAUCUACAAUGGAGUAACCAAUGUGGUUACCCUCAUCUUCCCCAACGUCGUCGUCAGAUGCAACGUGACAGCAGAGCCAAAUCCAUCUCAACCGGCGUAA